This is a messenger RNA of Schistosoma guineensis, 267 nucleotides long. NCBI's taxonomy places the organism in Eukaryota, Metazoa, Platyhelminthes, Trematoda, Strigeidida, Schistosomatidae. The record is from the annotation of a GenBank genome assembly.
AUGUUUCUUCUAACUCAUAUACCCAUAAAUAUUUCUAGACAGAGUUUAUCUCAAUAUCUCUAUUUCAACUUAGAUAAUGAUACUACCACUUCUCCUACUACUACUACUACUACUACUACUACUACUACUACUACUACUAAUAAUAAUAAUAAUAAUAAUAAUAAUAAUAAUAAUAACAAUAAUAAUAAUGCUGUGGCUUGUCGACCAUCUGUCCGUGUAACAAGAUUUAUCAAUUUCCUAAACAUUGUUUUUCAGUUUACUAUGUAA